CCCAAACGGUUGUAAGGCCGAGUACGUGUUGAUUAAAUUUUUAUUUAUCAUAAUCCACGUGAAUCUUCUUUCAGAAGAAUUGUUUUCACUGCAUGCUUGAUGAAGAAAAGAAGCCUCUAAUCACUCCUAGUUUUGACACUCUGUUUUUGUUGCAAGGAAAUGUUCAAAAGCAAGGAUCAAUUCCAAGAAUUUUUGAAUAUUUUAAUCAGCACGAAUGGUACUCAAAAUACAAGUCGUCAAAACAUUGAAGAAAUGAAACGGGAGGUCAGAUCGGACUCGGAAAGUCCCAAAUGUCACAGUAAAGAUAGUACGAACCCACCACAGCGUAUUAUGAAGCAAAUGUUUAAACAGUUUUUUGAAAAUCAUAUUAUUGUUUGUGAAAAGAAAUUCUAUUGUUGCUGUUGCAAAAAAUUUUUGAUUGGGCACUGCGCAGCAUUUGAACACACAAGUGAAGCCAAUCAUUGUGAUCUUGUAGAACGCAUUACGGCAAUGAAAACAUCAUGGAUCUUACUAAACGAAAGCACAGAUUUCAGAUUAUUAGUCUCCCAGGCAAUCACCAGUUUUGACGCUAACAACUUCAAGUGUAGAAUCUGCAACGACGAAAUGUUUGCCAUUUCAAAGCUCGCCGAACACCUCCAAAAUUUUUGGCACAUUUACCAGUCUCUGAAUUUUAAUCAGAAAUUGAUUGAGAAACGAGACAGAACUACAUCUAUUUUUAGUGACUUGGAACAAGGCUGUGAUCUCAUAAAGUAUGAAAAAAAUCGUUGUCCUGAAUGUAUCAUUUGUACCAAUAAGUUUUCAACUGUUCGAGCGUGCAUUAACCUAGAAGAGAGAGGAGAUGAAAGAGGGACAGAGCGAUACGCUCGUCAAAGUAUUAUUCCACCUGAAAAUGAAGCUCCUAAUAAUUGUAACACCAUUCCGGAAGUUCCGAAUCUUCAGCUGCAAGAAACGCAGCAUUUGGGUUUCACUGUGAUAAAUGAAAAAAAGGUGACGAGUCCAGAAAUCUCUAAAACGAUGGCGAACACCGCGCCGAGACCUCCUUCCCCGAUCGUCCAGACAAAAAUAUGGAAUUCCUCGAGUGAGGUUAUAGCGCCACCAACGAAGUUACAAAGAGCGCGAUAUCCAAGGUCGAAAUCAAAAACUUCAUCCAAUUUUUUGAAUGCAAAAUCACCGGAAGAGUUGAGUCGAGAUUAUUUAUUCUGGAAACAAGAUUUGGACGCGUGGUUGUGCAAAAUUUGCAAUAAAACUGUGACAGGAAGUCACGAAAUUACAGAACAUGCAGCAGAGAUCAAGCACCUGGAAUUAUUUAAAAAAUAUGGUUGUGAAAAAAUCACAAUGAUUGAAGCUUCCGUGUAUAAUUGUACGUGUUGCAGCUGCACUAUUCCCGGAAUGAAAAACGUUUUUGCCCAUUUAAAAGGAAGAAGACAUUCGACAUGUUUGGCAGCAAUGUUGCGAGACCAAAAAUCAGAAAACGAAAAAGGCUCAUCCACGACGGACCAAUCGGGGGUUACGAACGACAAAAAAUCAGAGCUUGUCAUAUACGUACAACAUUUUCAGGGAUUGAGCAUUAAGAAAAUGAUAAUGCGACGCCUACGCGCGCAAAAACGAUCGGCGCCGUUGGAAGAUUUCAAAUGUGAUUAUUGUCAGUUACACAUCGUCAAAGGCACUGAUUUCCAUAGCCAUUUGGCCAGUCACAUUAGUCUCGAGUUCGAAUUUGCUAAUUUGAUGGAUGAAAAUGCUAAUGAUCCCUCCAAUUUCGGCCUUGAAAAACAAGGCAUAAUGUCAGGCAAUCAGAUUAAGCCAAAAGAGUUAUCAACCUCUCAAUUGAUAGUUAACAGCUCAAGUAAUCAAAAAGAAAAUGAAAAGAUAUCGAAUUAUUCUCGAAGUAUUUGUACGUUUUGACGUAACCGUUAUAUUUUCAGCCACUACUUAUUUUAAGAGGUAUGAAUCUGUCAAUUCGGCCUCUAUUGGUUUAAUCAAAAAAUGGAUCAUGAAAUUCCUAUAUUUAAAUGAUUAAUGAAUCUGCAGUCCGAUCGACCAAUUGGACUGAGCCAAUCAAUUGAUAAUAUAUAUUGAUGAUAGUUUUACAUAUAAUGAACCAAAAGAAAAAAGAAACUGAUUUGAAAUGAACAAUUUUUACUUCGUUACAAGAGAUUCCUCGAAAAGACCUUUUCAAAGUAUGUGAAUGUACGUCGAUUUUUUAUUAUGUUUAUUUGUUUCGUACUUGUUGAUCGAUGUGCGGUAUUAGUUUGUUGUGCCAUGUUAUUUUUGUAAGUUUAACAAAAAGAAUUAACGAUAAGAAAUUAAAGUACGCGAGUAGAAAAUAAGUCAUCGUUUCACUGAGCAUGCAAAAAAUAAGAAUGUGAGGAAUAAAUUAAAUUUUUACUCGA
Molecule: messenger RNA, 2390 nt
Organism: Venturia canescens
Lineage: Eukaryota; Metazoa; Arthropoda; Insecta; Hymenoptera; Ichneumonidae
Exons: 2
Coding region: 160-1902 (580 amino acids)
Source: RefSeq, a predicted model, not a curated record